This is a messenger RNA of Vanderwaltozyma polyspora DSM 70294, 711 nucleotides long. RefSeq names its product centromeric DNA-binding histone H3-like protein CSE4 (gene CSE4). Lineage: Eukaryota; Fungi; Ascomycota; Saccharomycetes; Saccharomycetales; Saccharomycetaceae. Bases 1 to 711 code for a protein of 236 amino acids. Gene Ontology annotation, cellular component: nucleosome. The record is from RefSeq and is a predicted model, not a curated record. The transcript has a single exon. Gene Ontology annotation, molecular function: structural constituent of chromatin; DNA binding; protein heterodimerization activity.
AUGUUGAGUAGCAGGAUUCCAAACAAUUCUGGGAAUCGAGCAUUGAGUAAUAUAAAUAGGCUUACUAUUGAACAGGACUCUAUUAAUGAGAGAGCUUUGUCUCUGUUGCAGCGUAAUAGAGAGAGGAGAAGACUUUUGCAAAGAAGGGAAGACAGGAAUAGGUACUACCGUGCUGAUUCUCCAGAUCAGGUGACGAGAGAAUCCAUUGGAAAUGAAGGGUAUAACGAUGUUGAAGAAGGAGAAGUAAAUGAGGAGAUCCCACAUGUAUUGCCAUCACGGAUGAGGUAUGGUUAUGAUUUGGAAGAGAAACUUCGACACUCUAGGGCUGGGAAUUCCCAAGGUGCCUCUGUCACUAGAUCGAGAAAUAGGGUAAAAUCCAAAAAUGUAAUGAGGAAUCCUAAAACUGGCAAAGCAUUCAACGCUAGUGAAUUGGCUAUGUAUGAAAUUAGAAAGUACCAGAGGUCAACUGAGUUGUUGAUAUCUAAAAUACCAUUUGCUAGGUUAGUGAAAGAGGUGACAGAGCAAUUUACAACUGAGGAACAACAACUGCGGUGGCAGUCAAUCGCGAUCUUGGCCCUACAGGAGGCCAGCGAGGCCUAUCUUGUUGGAUUGUUAGAACACACGAACUUGCUGGCACUUCAUGCUAAACGCAUAACUGUCAUGCGCAAGGAUAUGCAAUUGGCAAGAAGAAUCAGAGGACAAUUCAUUUAA